Molecule: messenger RNA, 845 nt
Organism: Fomitopsis serialis
Lineage: Eukaryota; Fungi; Basidiomycota; Agaricomycetes; Polyporales; Fomitopsidaceae
Product: ER lumen protein retaining receptor-domain-containing protein
Exons: 6
Coding region: 105-743 (212 amino acids)
Biological process (GO): endoplasmic reticulum to Golgi vesicle-mediated transport; protein retention in ER lumen
Cellular component (GO): cis-Golgi network; membrane; endoplasmic reticulum
Molecular function (GO): ER lumen protein retrieval receptor activity
Source: RefSeq, a predicted model, not a curated record
UUGGGUCUCACGUUACCUACACGUCGUCACUCAGGAUAGACGCAAACCGACUUCAGUGCAGGCUUCCACGUUCACGUCCACUUCGUCCUUCUGUCUGCACCACCAUGAAUCUCUUCCGGUUGUUCGGGGACAUGUCCCACUUGGCGUCCAUCUUAAUCCUGUUGUACAAGAUCAAUGCGACGCGGUCGGUUCGAGGUCUCUCCUUCAAAACACAGGCCCUCUACGUCGCUGUCUUCGUGACGCGUUACCUUGACCUCUUCACCGACUAUGUGUCGCUAUACAACAGUCUCAUGAAGAUUUUCUUCAUCUCGAGCAGUUGUUACGUCCUCUACAUGAUGAAAGUGAAAUACCGACCAACGAACGACCCGUCGAUCGACACAUUCCGCGUAGAAUACCUCCUCGGGCCCUGCGUCGUUCUGGCGCUGAUAUUCCACUACCGCUGGCUCGUGUCAGAGAUCCUCUGGGCAUUCUCCAUCUUCCUGGAGUCGGUCGCCAUCCUCCCGCAACUGUUCAUGCUGCAACGCACGGGAGAGGCGGAGACGAUUACGACACACUACUUGGCCGCACUAGGUGCAUACAGGGCGUUGUACAUCCCAAAUUGGAUAUACAGGUACUGGACAGAGGACGUGGUCGACCCAAUUGCGGUCACUGCGGGCAUUGUGCAGACGGCGCUGUACCUCGACUUCUUCUACGUCUACUUCACAAAAGUGUUACAAGGGCAGCGGUUUGAGCUACCUGCAUAAUUGUAUCCUAAAGCGUAGUGUAUAUGGACCGCUUUCCAGCUCAUAGGCUGGCUCCCACCCUCGCCCAACAUUACAAUCGCGAACCGUGAGUUGUUGAAAAAA